AUGGGAAAGAGUGAGAUUCCUAGUGUGAGACUAAUGGAGGGGCAGCAGAUGCCGGUGAUGGCGAUGGGGACGGCGUCGAUAACAGCGGAAGAAGAGACGAAGGCGGCGAUCGUGGAAGGAAUGAAGGCGGGAUUCCGACAUUUCGACACGGCGUAUUCGUACGGAACGGAGAAAGCAUUGGGAGAGGCAAUCAGAGAGGGUGUUGAGCUGGGAAUUGUGAAGAGUAGAGAAGAGUUGUUCAUCACUUCCAAGCUCUCUCCUGCAUUUGCCCAUCCCUCCCUUGUUCUUAAUGCCAUUCAAGCUACCCUUGAGAAAUUGAAAAUGGAGUAUGUUGAUAUGUACUUGAUCCACAUUCCACUAAAGUUGAAGAGAGUAGGCAGAGGGGAAGUUGGAAAGGAUGAUAUCUCAGCAAUGGAUGUGAAAGGGGUUUGGGAAAUGAUGGAACAUUGCAAAAUACUUGGCCUCACCAAAGCCAUUGGUGUUAGUAAUUUCUCCGUUCCAACCCUCACUCAUCUUCUUUCCUUUGCUAAAAUCCCACCAGCUCUCAAUCAAGUGGAGAUAAGUGCAGUUUGGCAUCAGAAAAAAUUGAGGGAGUUUUGUAAAGCAAAGGGCAUUCAUGUCACAGCCUAUUCUCCUUUGGGGGCAGCUGGGACAAGUUGGGGCCAUAAUAAAAUUGUAGAGUCUCGUGUUCUUUCUCAAAUUGCUGAGGCUAAGGGAAAAACAACUGCACAGGUUGCAUUGAGAUGGGUAUAUGAGCAAGAGGUGAGCAUAGUGACAAAGAGCUCCAACAAAGAGAGGAUGAGGCAGAACAUUGACAUCUUUGAUUGGUCAUUGAGUAAGGAGGAAUUAGCAAAUAUCAGCCAACUCCCUCAGCACAGGGCAAUUGUUUUUGCCAACAUCUUUGGUCACCAUGAUCUUGUGCUUCACCUUGAUGCUCAACUCAACGAUUCUCAACAAUGA
Messenger RNA from Benincasa hispida (wax gourd), 960 nucleotides. Lineage: Eukaryota; Viridiplantae; Streptophyta; Magnoliopsida; Cucurbitales; Cucurbitaceae. The record is from RefSeq and is a predicted model, not a curated record.